Messenger RNA from Ornithorhynchus anatinus (platypus), 2708 nucleotides. RefSeq names its product hes related family bHLH transcription factor with YRPW motif 2 (gene HEY2). The record is from RefSeq and is a predicted model, not a curated record. The coding region runs from base 127 to 1068 and encodes 313 amino acids. The transcript has 5 exons. Gene Ontology annotation, biological process: regulation of neurogenesis; Notch signaling pathway; circulatory system development. Gene Ontology annotation, molecular function: RNA polymerase II cis-regulatory region sequence-specific DNA binding; DNA-binding transcription factor activity, RNA polymerase II-specific; protein dimerization activity. Gene Ontology annotation, cellular component: nucleus. Lineage: Eukaryota; Metazoa; Chordata; Mammalia; Monotremata; Ornithorhynchidae.
CGGCGUGGGAAGGACCGGACCCCGACGCCGCCGGCGCUGCAAACGCCGCCAACGCUCCCGACGCUCCCAACGCUCCCAACGCCGCCAACGCUCCCCUCGCCGCCGACCCCGGGCGGCCCCUCCGACAUGAAGCGCCCGUGCGAGGACACCACCUCCGACAGCGACCUGGACGAGACCAUAGACGUGGGCAGCGAGAACAACUACUCCGGGCGAAGUACCGGUUCCGUGAUUCGAUCGGAUUCCCCGACCACCACGUCUCAGAUCAUGGCCCGAAAGAAAAGGAGAGGGAUAAUAGAGAAGAGGCGACGGGACCGUAUAAAUAACAGUCUGUCAGAGUUGAGACGACUCGUGCCGACGGCUUUCGAGAAACAAGGCUCUGCCAAAUUGGAAAAGGCGGAAAUACUGCAGAUGACAGUGGACCAUCUGAAGAUGCUGCAGGCAACGGGAGGGAAAGGGUAUUUCGACGCCCACGCGCUGGCCAUGGAUUUCAUGAGCAUCGGCUUCCGGGAGUGUCUGACGGAAGUGGCCAGGUACCUGAGCUCGGUGGAGGGCCUGGACGGCGCCGACCCGCUGAGGAUGCGCCUCGUCUCCCACCUCAGCACCUGCGCCUCGCAGCGCGAGGCCGCGGCCAUGACGUCCCCCUUGGGCCCGCACCCCCACCCGCACCCCUUCCACCCCCACCACUGGGCCGCCGCCGCCUUCCACCCGCUCCCGGCCGCCCUGCUCCCCCCCAGCGGACUCCACGCCUCGGAGGGCCCCCCGUGCCGCCUCUCGGCCGACUCGGGCCUCCGCGGGCCUCCGCCCGGCAGCCUGGCCCCCUGCCUCCCGCCCCUGUCCGCCUCGCUCCUGUCCCUCUCGGCCACCGUCCACGCCGCGGCCGCGGCCGCCGCCCACAGCUUCCCGCUGUCCUUCGCGGGCGCCUUCCCCCUGCUGCCCCCCGCCGGGGCCGGGGCCGCCGUCAGCCCCCCGCUCCCCGCCUCGGCCGCCUCCAGCCCCCAGCAGGCCGGUUCCGGGGGCGCGAACAGUAAACCCUACCGGCCCUGGGGGACAGAAGUGGGCGCCUUUUGACGCGCGCCGGGCCCCCCCACCCCACCCCCUCGCCCGCUCCCCCACGAGGCCGACCGCAGGGACCGUCCGUGGCCGAGGCCGACCGUCCUCCGUCUCCGAGCCGGCGUGAAGAAGGCCGAGCGGGGCCGAAGCCACCCAGAUGCCCGAGCGACCACCCCGGACCGGGAACGCUCUUCCUCCCUCCGAGCGGAAACAGCGCCGCGUCGUCGCUCUUCUGAUUCUUCCUCCUCCUCUUCCUUUCUUUUUCCUCCUUUCUUUUUUCCAUUUUUUGUUCGGCCUCGGGCAUCUUUCUAACCCACACCAGUGGCUCUUGAAAACUUCACACUCCUGUUCCCGUUUUAGCGGUUUCCUGGGAAACAGAUAGAGUCUAGAGCUCAUUUUUCAGCUAUGCAUCGUGAUGUCCGCGGACGGGAAAAGGAAAUAUCCCUUCCAAGUUCUCCAGAGGUAGAACGACAGCCGCGCACACACCACCCACACACUCGCGCACACGAAAUAGUUCCGAGUUUCACAAGUGCCUAAUAUGAAGAAGCGUUUUCUUCCAAAGCCACGAGCGUUGCACAAGAGCGAACGGCAGAUGGGGGAGAGGGGAGGAGGGAGGCGGCAAGUCACCGGGCCCCGGACGUGUGAUCCCUUCCCGGGGAUCCCCGUUGAAUCCCGGCGGUUUCGUAGCCCGGGAGGAGGCAGGGCGGCCCCAUUCAGGUGAAAAACGAAGCCCGACGAUACCCGGUUUUCCGUCGGCGCCCCGACUCGCCCGACGGCGAGAUCACGGGCAGCGUCGAGAAGGACGAUUCCCCCUCGGCGUUCGGAGCGACCCGCUCUGCAGCGCUACCGUGGGCGCGUUUGGGCCUUUUUUUGGUUUUCAAACGCCUUAAAACGAGGGGCCGUCGUGUAUCCGCCCCACCGAGGGAUCCACGGAGCGAGCGGCUGACGGCCAGGCCGCCUCCGUAGAGUGGGCUGACCGCAAGGGGCCGGAGUCAUCCACGGUUCCGAGGUGGCGGUGGCCGUCUUCGGGGUGGCUUUCCCCGUCCGUCUCAAGCCCGCCCUUCUUCCUCUCGGAGGGAAACCGCAGGCUCCCUUCCCCGCCGAGCCUUCGGAGACCGUGGUCUCUCCGGGGACGGCGGGGCGAGGACAGAGAGGGAAGACCAGGGAAAGAGGGGACGGGGGUUUAAGCUCACCCUUUCCGAAGCCGACUUGGAUCCCAAGCCACGAUGAAUGUAUUCAAGUGAGUUGUUGGUAAAUUAUUGUUUCGUUUCGAUCCCCCGGCCCCGCCUUCGGUCAGAACCCAGGUGAUGAGAGAGACGGAAGGGAGUCAUGUUCGGGUUCAUUUUUGUUGUUUUUUUGGCUUUUGUUUUAUGACAAAAAACGUAAUCUCAUAUUACAUUGAAUCAAGCACGUGAGAUUUUUAUGUUUGGAGAACUAAAGAGACACAGCAUGUACUAUUAUGCACUUGAAUUCUCUGCUGUGUGGAGAAAGCAAUAAACCUUAAGAGAAUGUUAAACAUUAUGCAAAAUAUACUUUAAAAUAUUUGUUUUAAAAAUACUGUACCUAGUCUGUUUCCCGUCUUUUUCCCCCAUUACUCUGUAACCUUUUUCUAUGCAAAAUUCUGUACAUAUCACUAAUUAAAUGAAGUCCUUUUUGAC